UAGCUGCAGCCACAGUGGCUGACGGAAGGAUACGAAAAGGCCGCGCGUCGCAGGUGGGGCGGGGAGGUGGCCGUGUCCCCCCAUCCCCGCGGGGAGCUGCCAUGAGGUGAGGCCCUGGGCCGGCGGGCAGACUGGGAACUGGCCCUCCCCUACCCGGCGGUUCAGCGCGGGCUCUUCACUGUGGGAUCAGCGCCUGUCGGCGGGAAGCGCGGAGUGAGUACGAUCCGGGGGUGUCUCUGCUCUGCCCUGCCCCUCCCCUCCCCCGCGGCCCGGCGCCCGCCGCGCCGGCGGGGCUGUCGCGGCCUGAGAGGUGCCGCUUGCUUCCCCUUCGCCGAACUGCAGGGAGCGGUGGUGGCUGGCGGGAGGUGCUGCCGCCGCCCUGAGGUCGCGGCGGCCCCAAGGAGCGGACGAUGGAUGGGGAGGGCGAAGCGGAUCUCUCAAGCGACAAGGCGGCGCCGCGCUGGAAAAGGAGGUCGACCCCCCGGCCGCAGUCCCGUGCCUGGAACAAGCCCCGGCCCCAGUCGUACCAGAGCCCCAACGGGGUGCUUUUCACCGACUUUCCCGUGGAGGACAGGUGCACCUUCACCGUAACUCAGCCUUCCGGCACCAUCGGCACCUGCCUAGGCAGCAGAGCGUUGCGGAGGAGCCCCUUGUUUUUCAGCUCCAGCAUGGGAUCGGUGUCCAACGGGACGGUGCGGCCUCCAGCCCGUCAAGCGAUCUCCCCUGAGCGGUCCUCCCAGGUGAUCCCUAUGGUCUCCAACAGUUCUGUCGGUGUUACUGCCAACGGCACCAUUACCUCACCGGGAAGCCAGCUGGGUCGGCCCCUCAGGAUUUCCAGUCAGUCAGCACUUUCACCACAGCGAGAGCGGAUUGUUUUCACGGGCAGCCCUCAGCUCUCACCUAUUGGAAACACGUCUUGCCCUAGUAACAGCAACGCGGCAGCGCGGCCCUUGCAAUACAGCCGGGUUUCCAAAAUGCCAGAGAAAGUACCGCCGGUUUCGCAGGCGAUUUCCCCAGAGCAAGGAGCUCCUCCUCAGAGGCCUGCAUCCCCUCGGGAUCAGCCUGCCAUCCUGAGCACCAACAGCCCCGCCGCUCUCAAAGUAGGCACGCAGCAGAUCAUUCCUAAGAGUUUGGCUUCCGAAAUAAAGGUAACGAGUAAAGCCAACAGCCAGAAUGAGGACAUGAGCAAGAGAGUGCUGAAGGUCCGCAGCAUGGUGGAGAGCCUCAGCGUGCCUUUGGUGGCCGACGCUGAGGAAGAGGCUGAGGGUGACUUGGAGAGUCCAGGGACCCUGCGUCGCGGCCUGAGAUCAACAUCCUACCGCAGAGCGGUGGUAAGCGGCGUGGACAUUGACAGCUCUAAUAAUUUUAAGAAAAAGAACAGGAUGUCACAGCCCAUACUUAAAGCAGUUGUUGAAGAUAAGGAGAAAUUUUCGAGCCUGGGGAGGAUAAAGAAGAAAGUGCUGAAAGGACAAGGAACGUUUGAUGGAGAAGAAGAUGCUGUAUUAUAUCAGAACUAUAAAGAAAAAGCUUUGGACAUAGAUUCUGAUGAAGAGUCUGAGCCUCGAGAGCAGAAAUCAGAUGAAAAGAUUGUUUUUCACUGUAAGCCCCUGAGAUCAACAUGGAGUCAACUGUCUGUUGUGAAGAAGAAUGGAUUAUCAGAAGCGAUCAGCCAGGAAGAAAGAAAAAGACAGGAGGCAAUAUUUGAAGUGAUAUCUUCUGAGCAUUCUUAUUUGCUGAGCUUGGAGAUUCUGAUCCGGAUGUUUAAAAAUUCCAGGGAACUGAGCCUCACGAUGACCAAAACGGAGAGCCAUCACCUUUUCUCCAAUAUCACGGAUGUUUAUGAAGCAAGCAAAAAGUUCUUUACAGAGCUUGAAGCAAGGCAUCAGAACAACAUCUUUAUUGAUGAUAUCAGUGAUAUAGUUGAAAAGCAUUCUUCUUCAACAUUUGAUCCCUAUGUCAAAUACUGCACCAAUGAAGUCUAUCAGCAGCGAACACUGCAGAGAUUACUAGCCACAAAUCCGGCCUUUAAAGAGGUGUUAUCACGGAUUGAGUCCCAUGAAGACUGUCGGAAUUUACCAAUGAUCUCUUUCCUCAUUCUUCCCAUGCAGAGAGUUACUCGUCUUCCCUUACUGAUGGAUACCAUUUGUCAGAAGACUCCCAAGGAUUCAUCAAAAUAUGAGAACUGUAAGCAGGCUCUGAAAGAAGUGAGCAAGCUGGUGCGUUUGUGCAAUGAAGGUGCUCGGAAAAUGGAAAGGACAGAAAUGAUGUACACAAUUAACUCCCAGCUGGAAUUUAAAAUCAAGCCAUUUCCACUGGUUUCCUCUUCACGCUGGUUAGUGAAAAGAGGCGAAUUAACAGCGUAUGUGGAAGACACUGGACUUUUUUCUAAGAGAACUUCUAAGCAGCAGGUGUACUUCUUCCUCUUUAAUGAUGUCCUCAUUAUCACCAAGAAGAAGAGUGAGGAGAGUUAUAAUGUCACAGAUUAUUCUUUGAGGGACCAGCUGGUGGUACAACAGUGUGACAGUGAGGACCUGACUUCUUCUCCUGUAAAGAACACUUCAGCUAUGCUAUACUCACGGCAGACUUCUGCAACUCACCUCUUCAGACUACUGGUCCUCAGUAACCAUGCGGGAGAGAAGGUGGAGAUGCUCCUGGGAACAGAGAGUCAGAGUGACAGAGCUCGCUGGAUUACAGCACUUGGACAGGAUGGAGAUGGGCAGAAGAUGGACAGGACAACUUUGACUCAGGUAGAGAUCAUCAGAACCUACACAGCAAAGCAGUCAGAUGAACUCUCUCUUCAGGUUGCUGAUGUCGUUUUGGUUUAUCAAAAAGUAAAUGAUGGUUGGUAUGAAGGGGAGCGGCUCCGAGAUGGUGAAAAAGGCUGGUUUCCUAUGGAGUGUGCUAAAGAGAUCACAUGUCGUGCCACGAUUGACAAGAACAUGGAGCGGAUGGGACGCUUACUGGGACUUGAAACCAAUGUGUAGUAUUUGUGCUUCUUCAUGCUGCACUGCAGGAUUUGCACUAGCUGUUGUCAGUGGGCAGGGCUAUGUCCCAUGGCUAACACAUGGAAGAUCUGGGUCACCAAUGUGAAAAACCUAGUUAAGGGAGCACUGAUGGUUCAGACACUCAUCCCUUUGUUUUGAGAGCUCUGAACUGAACGUUGCUCAACCAUUAGCAGAUUUCAGCUACAAGUAGUUUCUUAGGCACUGGAGAUCAGUCACACAUCUUUUUGACUUGAGUUUCAGUUUCAGCUUUAGUUCUUCCAUCCCUGUCUCUUUAAGUAUUCCUUCUCCCUCUGUUUUUGAGUAUUUUGACUUUCUCUCGGAAGCAGAACUCCUUGCAGCAGUUAGUGUGGGAGGCUGAACACCUUACCCAUCCACUGAGCUGGAUAUAAACAGCAACAGAGGGGGUUUCCUGUUCCUGAGAAACUGCAGCAUUACAGUCCCAGUACCAGACAGUAUGUUACUAGGAUACUCCCUAGUUGUGUCAGAAUCCAUGUGUAGAAUAACCAAUCCUGUAAUUCAUAAAGGACUACCUCUCCAGCAGAAACCCAGGGAAAUCCCAGGCCUUGUAUGAAGCGAUUGUCUCUCUCUUCAAAGCUAGCAAAGCUGACACAAGACUUUCUCUUCUCUUCUCUUAGUGCUGCAGUUCUGAAAGGAUUUCUGAAAGCAAGAAACAGCAGACUGCAGAAUGUAUGAUGUUGAUUGUCUUGGUCUCAGAUCCAUAUUAGCACAGGUGUUUUAAAGGAGUGUAACUGCUGGAAAUGUCUGGGUUUUUUUUCAGGCAAAAAGGCACGAGAGAGGUAGAUAAAACGUUACUGGGACUGUGCUGCAUUGGUGCUGCUUCACAUGUGCUCUUCUCUGUUCCAGAGAAGACCUCUCACAAUUGCACUACACACACCACCUGCUAAAUUUUAGCAUCUGCAGUUUAGCUUUGGAAUUUCACAGAAAACCACCACUACUUCAUGUUGUGUGAAGAAAAUGCACUCAAAAAUAAAGUAGAUUUCAGUGCAUAUUUUUGUAUAUAGGUGUGACAGUUUGUAUUAUAAAAGCUUUCACCUUUUUAAGGACCAGCUGGUAACUCAGCAGGGCAGAAAACACUUUCAACAAAAAUGAUGGGAAAAGUUGCAGUAUCAAGGCUUUCUCCUUGUUAGAUUCCCCACCUUUGUUAAAGGGGGUUGUAUGUUUUAUGUACUGCAGUUAUGUUAAUUUGAUGUGAGUGAAUUGGAUGUUUAUAAAGAUUUAUCUCUGUACCAAUUUACAAUACAUUAGGCAAUAAUUUUGCACAAAAACACCUGACAGUCUGACAGCAGUUAUAGAGCCUUGUAAAUUAAGUGAACUAAUAGUAAUGAGAGAAACUGUAAAUUGAACAGACUAUUUAACAUAGUAAAAAUACUGCUAAUAUUUUAACAAAUUGUGUUGUACACAGGCAGAUGUUUAACACAGCUGAAUGUAUAAAUCCAGACAUUAAUUUUAUUCAGAUUUUUUUAAUACAUUGUAUAUAUUUUUCAUACCUAGUUUUUAAAAAAAGCUCUAGUGAUUUUUAAAGACUUUUUUCAUUUUUACUAUUGUUGGACACAGUUUUUUGGGAAUUAGAGACUAUUAUGACUUUAUAGGACAACAAUCAAUAAAAUGCUUUUAAUUCCUUACUAAAAAAGGUUUGUUUGUUUU
Messenger RNA from Pezoporus occidentalis (night parrot), 4670 nucleotides. RefSeq names its product Rho guanine nucleotide exchange factor 26 (gene ARHGEF26). The transcript is spliced from 14 exons. Lineage: Eukaryota; Metazoa; Chordata; Aves; Psittaciformes; Psittacidae. Gene Ontology annotation, molecular function: guanyl-nucleotide exchange factor activity; protein binding. The record is from RefSeq and is a predicted model, not a curated record. Gene Ontology annotation, biological process: activation of GTPase activity. The coding region runs from base 411 to 2984 and encodes 857 amino acids.